AUGGGAAAUUGCAUGGAGACAUACACAAUGAGGCCAGUGGAGAUGGAGCAACAACAAAAAGAAGAAACAAAAUCAUCAAUUAAUGAUACUAAAGGGAAAAAUAGUGUUAGUAUGAAAGUUGUACUAACAAAAGAGGAGCUUAAAUGGUUAAUAUUUCAACUCAACAAGAAAGGAGGAAUGAAAGUGGAACAAGUUCUUGAAGAGAUAGAGAAACGUAGACAAAAAGUUGAGGGAUGGAAACCUUCAUUAGAGAGCAUUUUAGAAGCCCCUGAAAUGCUUGAGAUCAAUUGA
Medicago truncatula (barrel medic) is the source of this 291-nucleotide messenger RNA. RefSeq lists its product as uncharacterized. Lineage: Eukaryota; Viridiplantae; Streptophyta; Magnoliopsida; Fabales; Fabaceae. The record is from RefSeq and is a predicted model, not a curated record. The transcript has a single exon. Bases 1 to 291 code for a protein of 96 amino acids.